GCUUGAUGGGAGAAAGCGAUUGAUCCGGAGGCGCCUCUUUGCGUAAGUUGUGCUGAUGGGGUAACAAUCUGGGGGUGCAAAAGGUUUCUCUUCUCUUGUGUCAGCACCAUCACUAAAAAAAAAUAUUGUAACGAUUCCCAGUGUCAGCCAUGAUAAAAGACAAAGAAGCAUUUCAGAGGCUCAGCUUCCUCUACCAGGCAGCGCACUGCGUCCUUCGGCAGAACCCAGAGAACCAGGAACUGGCUCGCUUUUAUUGCCACACGCAGAACAGCAUCAGCCGGCGGCUCGUGUUAAGACAGGAUCCAUCUGUGAAAAGAACCAUCUGCAAAUCUUGCUUCUCACCUCUCGUCCCUGGAGUCAGCUCCACUGUGCGCCAGAGAAAGCGCCGUCAUCAGCGGUGGACCAUUGUGCGUUGUCUCACCUGUGGCCUCACCAAGCGUUUCCUCAGCAACCCCAACUACAAGUUGUGGUCGGAGCAACCUGAGGCGUUGCUGGAGAAUCAGACGCCCCCUAGUGAAGGAGCAAAAGCUUCAGGCCAGACCCCCAGCUCAGUGCAACAGCCCCCCAAGGCCUCCGGAGCAGAAAAGGCAACACCACCUGCAAGUUCUGGACCUCACAGCCAUGCCUCUGAGGAGACAACAGCAGGCACCAAAUCUAAAGGGAAGAAGGGGCAACGAACUCUUCCCAGUCAGGCAGGCAACUGUGGCUUGGUAGCAAACACAUAAGCCCCAAGUCAGGGCAGAAGAGUCAAAUGUGGUUAAUACGAUUAUUAGCUGUGGAGAAAGGACCCUGGAUUGUUUGGAAACCAAAACCUAACUGGCUAACCUGUGGGACUUAAAUGGCUCAGGUGAUUUGAGUUCAGUGAUAAUGGCCCUCUUUUAUAGCGCAACUCGCUUUGAGGCAACAGUAAGAGAGGGGCGGCAGCCCAUAGCGGCCUAGUGAAUACUACGGCCUGCAUUUCUUU
Molecule: messenger RNA, 964 nt
Organism: Podarcis raffonei (Aeolian wall lizard)
Lineage: Eukaryota; Metazoa; Chordata; Lepidosauria; Squamata; Lacertidae
Gene: RPP21
Product: ribonuclease P/MRP subunit p21
Exons: 6
Coding region: 150-725 (191 amino acids)
Biological process (GO): tRNA processing
Cellular component (GO): nucleolar ribonuclease P complex
Source: RefSeq, a predicted model, not a curated record